This is a messenger RNA of Trichomonas vaginalis G3, 712 nucleotides long. Its product is annotated as organellar and viral DNA polymerase type B. Gene Ontology annotation, molecular function: nucleotide binding; DNA-directed DNA polymerase activity; DNA binding. The transcript has a single exon. The record is from RefSeq and is a predicted model, not a curated record. Gene Ontology annotation, biological process: DNA replication. NCBI's taxonomy places the organism in Eukaryota, Parabasalia, Trichomonadida, Trichomonadidae. The annotation marks the transcript as partial.
AUGUUUAACUUACAAACAGGACCGAAAGAAGUAUUUCCAUACAACUACUACAGCAGUGUUUUGUUAGCAAAUGACAACAGAACUGGUGUCAUUUCUGAAGCAUGUAAGUUUAUCCGGGAUGCGGAUACGUUCAUGAAAAACAUAGAUUCCAUCAAAGGUUGCAGAAUAGAUGAAAACCACUUCGACUUAGAAAAGUAUAGCACAUUUUAUUGCAAACAAGAUGUAAGAAUUUUAAGAGAAGGUUUUGUUAAGUUCCGCAAUGAUAUAUUGAAAGAGUUUGAUAUAAACGUUUAUGAUUACGUUAGCCUUUGUUCAAUUGCUAACAAAUUGUUUGAGAACAGAGUAUACUUCCCGAAUGGAAAUCUUUAUGACCUCUCAAAUAAACCAAGAGAAUUUAUUUCGAGAUGCAUUCAAGGUGGAAGAUGUAUGUUGUCAGAUAACAUUAAACAAAAGAGCGAAAAGAAACUCAUUGCUGACUUCGAUGCUGUUUCAUUAUAUCCCUCAGCUAUAGCAAGACUUUAUACUUUAGAAGGAAUUCCAAAGGUUAUGAAGAAAGAAAUGUUAAGCACAGAGUAUCUCAUGAGACAUUUAUUCGAUGACGACCAAAAGGAACCCAUUGGUGAAAAGUUUAUGUCUGGCUUCUUUGUUCUCAUUAAGAUAACAGAGAUUGGAAUACAUAGACACUUUCCUUUAAUAGUUUGUGACCCUGAAC